Oreochromis niloticus (Nile tilapia) is the source of this 6625-nucleotide messenger RNA. RefSeq names its product zinc finger protein 827. The coding region runs from base 1013 to 3136 and encodes 707 amino acids. NCBI's taxonomy places the organism in Eukaryota, Metazoa, Chordata, Actinopteri, Cichliformes, Cichlidae. The record is from RefSeq and is a predicted model, not a curated record. The transcript has 10 exons.
ACGGAGGGAAGAGGAGAUGGGAAGCUGAGAGAGAACCGUGGUGUCCCGGGGCGGAUUGGUGCUAGCCGUGCCUGGGUAUCGAUGGCAACUGACCCGUGAAAAUGACUUUUGAGGUCUCGUGAGGUCGGGUUACCGUUCAGCCAUGUUGCAGGAGAGCGAUAGGAGAGGGAGGAGGGAGGGAGGAGGUGUGUGUGGGGGGGCCGUUGGACUCUUGACACCUGCCCUUGUUCCCCAUAACUGAAGGCAGCGCGAGGGAAAACCGUUAAAAAUGUCUAAAUUGGCAGUUAGGCGGCUCUAAAUGGCGUGAUGACUUUCUGACUCGGUGUGGCGGGGAGUCGGAGUGCCGUUCAGCCAUGUUGCGGGGGGGGGGAGUACAAGAGGAGGAGGAGGAGGGAGGUAACUAGCUAACAGCGGGGCUCCGGGGGCUCUGACUCCGACCGACCGACCGACACCGAGGGGGACGUGAGGGGAAGGGGAGGGGGUGUUGUGGAGAAACUGGUGCCCGGUGAUUGUCGCUCCCCUGCCGGAUGCGGCGGCAGCAGCAGCCCGCGCGGUGUCGCUUAGAGACGGAGGCAGGAGGCAGAGCGAAACGGGGUCGACGGGGGUAGGCCAAAGAGUGACCAGGGCUAACAGCCGGUGGCGGGUGGAGUAGUUAUUGACGAUCACUGAUCACAAUUGACGAUUAUUUUUUUCGGCAGGAAGGUCAGGGCAGGAGGUGACGAGGCAGGGUCCGUUACUAUGGUCAACGAGAGCCAGCAACAGCUCGCUCUGAAGAUCAAAUCCUCCCUCGUUUCCUCUCUCUACGAUGCUCUGCUCACGUCCAUAUGUUGAAGAACACACUCAUCUUAUUUUAGCACCACUGCCUUCCUCCUCCUCCUCCUCCUCUUCCUCCUCUUCCUCCUCUCUUGCCCUCCUCUCUUCUGAGUUUUGACUCCCUUUUUCACUGUCUCUCUCUUUGUGUCUCUCUUUCUCUCUCCUUCUUAUUUUUUUCACACACACGCGGAAAAAGAAAAUGAAGCGUGGGUCGAGUGUGUUGCAGCCUCACUCUGAUGCAGCCAAACGACACGCACACCCUGCAAACACACACACAAAGACACACACAGUUGAUGACGCACAAGCCGCAGGUUCGAGCCCCUUCCCAGCAGCCACCUCUCUUUUCAGCCCCGAUGUCAGCACCAAGAUGGCGUCUGACCUCCUCAUCAGGCUGUCAGAGGCCACCCAGAAGGCCCAGAUGCAUCCUGGGAGCCGAGAGGAAGCGGAGCAGCAGGAUGAGCCAGGCGUCGCUCUCUCGCCGGACAGCCCCGGGGCGAGUCCCGAGCCACCGUCCCUCACGCACACGCCUGACGGCAAUGCCGCUACGGACACGCUAGCUUCAGAUCUGCUCCGGAAGCUAGCGGAGCGUCAGGAAGUGAAUGGCCAUGUGGUGAGGCUCAAAGAAGAAGAAGAGCCAAUGGAAGUCGACACAGUAGCUCAGAGUCAAGUAGUAACAGAAGAAGUUACUCCGCCUGUCCCAAAAAUGGUCAAUCACCACAUCUUCAGUGUUAAAACAGAAGAUCGGGGCCUCACCGGGAACAAAGUGGCUGAGGAGUUGCACCCCAGAGCCAAAAUGGCGGACCGGUGUCUCUUUGGCCUUAAUAUAGAAGGCAAGUUCUGUGCUGAAGGAUGCCCACCUGGUUCCGCAAUGGCAGACAGUGCAGUCUCUGGAGCCAAACAGUUUCACUUUCAAGUGAACAUGGAGAAUGUCUCUGGACCCAAGAUGUCGGACCACCUUCUAACUGGAGCCAAGAUUGAGGACCAGGUUCUCUUUAAAGCGAAGUUUGCCGAGCGGCCUUUCUCUGGAGUCAAGGUAACCAACAAGUUUCUCUCUGGAGUCAAAACGGAGGACCAGUUUGCUUCAGGGGCCAAGAUGGAGAACCAGGUUUUCUCCGGGGUGAAGACGGAGGAGCAGCUCUUCUUUGGAGCCAAAAUGGAAGACCAAUUUACCUCUGGAGCCAAGAUGGCUGACCAGUGCCUCAGAGCAGUGCUGUGGCAGGACAUGUCAGUGAACCUGGCGUCGACGCUGCUGCACCAACUGUCAGAGAGGGUCGGUAAAUCCAACAGUCAGCUGGUGGACAGGAUGACUCCACCCAUCAGAAGCAGUCCUGUUUUGAAGGGCAACGAGGACCAGCACCACUCUUCCCCAGCAGUGAUCAGCUCCCAAACACCUCCACUUGAAACCCAAACCAGCCUCAGCAGACACCAAACCACAGGUUGCUCUUACUUUUUCAGGUGUCACGUGUGCGGCUUUGAGACCGAGGGACAGGCUCUUUUCCAGAGUCACAUGACCGAACACCGCCAAUGGGAGCACAGAUCCUUCUCGCUGCACUGCUGCGUGUGCGACCACUCGACCAAUCAGGAGGCAGAGAUGAGGGCUCACGUCGGCACGCACAUUCAGGGCGACGCAGUAGAAGUGAGAUGCCCUGUUACCCUCCCUGCUACAGCUUCCACCUCCAGCAGCGGUGCUCCGGCAGUUGCCACGGCAACCCAGCCGGAGACAAGCACCUCAGAGCAUCGCUGCCGCAUCUGCCAGAGGUCGUUUCCAGGGCAACAGGAGCUGCUGGUUCACUUCCAGGGUCAUCGCCAGGGCAACCAGUACCGCUGCGACCGGUGCGGCCACCUGACCCGGACAGCCAACAAGCUGGUGGAGCACGUGCGCGUUCACACGGGGGAGCGACCUUUCACCUGUGACCUCUGCCCCUACAGCGCCAAGCGGCGAGACAGUCUGCGCCUGCAUUGCAAGGUCAAACACGCUGCGCACUUCUUCAACGGUGGCGCGGCGGACACGCCCGCCGACGUGCACACACACCGGUCAUAUGUGCAUGCAGACAAUCAGCGCUCGAACAAGCACGUCCAGCGGCUGCACACACCGCCAAGCGCUCACACCGCUGCAUCCUCCUCCUCUGUUCCUCCUCCUCCUCUUCUUCUUCACCCAUCGCUGUCCGACCGUGCCGGAUGGAGGGAUUUGUCUCCUCUCCUCCCGAUCACGACCCUCAUCUCUCUGAAACAGCGUUCUCCUUCAUCUUCCUCCUCUUCCUCUUCCUCUUUCUCUACCAAACACUCUUUUCUUGGUUACCUCGGCCUGACAACUUCUUUGUAAAGCCUCCCUGCUUUUGGUCCUCCUCUCUUCCUCUCCUUCUCUUCUAAUUUCUCCUCUUCCUCUUCUUCCUUUUCUCUUCUAUCCAUCCUCUGGACUCUUAAAGCGAUGGAUGUAAAGCUCUGUAAUGUAUCCAAGGUACUGUCACUCAGCACUAUGUAUGAGAAUGUCAAACAGCACUGAAAACACACCGAUAAGGAACGUUUUUGAAUUUAUUCAACUUUUGCAUCAUGCUCGUGAUUUUUGCUGCAUUCCUGCCUGCUUUAGCCUGUCAUAUAAUCACUGAACUCUUAGCUAUUUAACCGUGUGACAUAUUUAUUGCCUGUCUCUCUUGUCCUCCAGAAACCUUGAACUUAAAAAGUCUCAUUUUAUUAUAAAUUGUUCUAAUCAGAAACACGAGAUGCUGUGAAGUAAGGAUCAUUUAUUGAGAUGAUGAAAUAAUGUUGAGGGUGAGAUAGUUUGUUUUUCUUUUAAAACACAAUGUGUUUUUUAGACAUUUUUUAAAAAAAGCAGGUGACUUCAAAAGAACAUGAUUAAAGGAAGAAAAUAAGAGUUGACAGCAUUUCUAGCAGCUCUUUAAGCCUAUAUCUAUAUGAAGGUUUAUGUAACUGUUUACUUUGAGUUCAGCAUGCUAACAGGUCCACAGUACAAUGCUAAUAUAGCAGGUAUAAUGCUAAUUGUAUUCUAUGUUCUUAUUUUGUUAUUUGAACAUGCUAACUUUUGCUAAUUAGUGGCAGCGAGAACAAACUGCUGUUAUUACUGAGAAUGUCCUUAGUUUGGUAUGCUAAUAUGUUAAUUUUUGCAAAUUAACCGCUGAGGCUAAUGGGAAUGUCUUUAGUUUUAUUGUUGUAUUAUUUGCUUAUUGCUGCUGAGACUUUUUUCUUUACUUGGUAUAAAUGUCUUUAGUCUAGGUUUUUAGCAUGAUGAUGGCGAUUUAAUACUAAAAAGAUGCAGUUCAGCUAAGGGUUUCAUAUAUAUAUAUAUAUAUAUAUAUAUAUAUAUAUAUAUAUAUAUAUAUAUAUAUGUCUUUAACUUAGAUUGUUACUGCGCUAAUAUUUGCAAAUUAUCACAACAAAUAUUGCCGCUUAAAUUGAUGAGAAGGGUGUUAGUUUAACAUGCUGUUUAGCACUAAACACAAUAUACAAGUGAGGCUGAUGGGAAUGCCUUGUGCUGAUUUUUAGCAUGGAUAAUGUUGGCCAUAUCUUGCUGUGGCAUGUGAACAUGCUAAUCUUUGCUAAUUUGUACUAAAAGAAAUCACCACUUAGGCUGAUGGGAUAUUAUCAGUUUAUCAUGCUAAUUUGCACGAGUGAUGCAUUCCAGUUGAAGUCGGGAUUUCCAAGUUCCCAGUUGGAAUUGAACCGCCCUCUCAAGUUGGAUUUCCAACAGAAAAGUCAGACCAGCCCCACCAACUCCAACUUCUCAAUCCCAAAUGGUGGCUCCGAAUGGAAAUAGUAAUAAAACUGUAAAACUUUCAUUCGUUCCACCACUGUUGUGUAUCUGUGACUGACUCUAGCCUCAAAUGUGUUGCAGGGGCGUUUUGUGCGACAACACAACCGUUGCACCGUGUUAAUAGUGAUGCACGAAUGGCUCUACUUUGCUUAGAAGCAAAACUAGUCCUGGUAUCACUUGCUUUUUUGACUUUAUUACUGGAAUACAUUCAAAUGACAAGUGACAUCACUCCCAGCAUUGACAACCGACUUCUGAGUUAACUGGAUUCACCAUAAAAAUAAGCUAUUGAUGCUACUGGGAUUGAGAAUGUCUUUAGUUUUUUGUGUUUCGUGGUAACCUUUCUGUUUUGUAUAGGCCAAAAGGGAUAUCUGUAGCAUUUUAGUAUCUUUGUAAGUUAGUACUAAUCACACGCAAUAUUCCUGAGGGGGUUUGAAAUGACAUUACUUUAGGGUGCUAACAUGGUAAUUUCCACUGAAGCUGAUGAGAAUAUAAUUAUGGUGCAUUCCAGAUUAAGUCGAACUUUCAGAAUUCCCUGUUGGAAUGUUCAUCUCAAACAGCCCCUCAACUUGGAGUUCCAGCUGAUAAAGUGGGAGAAACCCCUAUAUAACAAUCAAAAAUGGUGGCAGUGAAUGGAAAUAGUAGUGAAACUGUAAUACUUUCAAUCUGUGCCACUGCUGACUUGCUAAAUAAGCCAAACACAGAGCAGUGAGCACGCUCUGUCCGUGAACGUGCUGCAGCUACAUUUUUAAGCACAAAGACCAAACAUUGUGCUGUGUUGCUAGUGAUGACAUGAAUGACUCUGCUUUGCUAAGAAGCAAAACAAAUCCUGUUUGUCGUGCUUUUCUGACUUUAGUACUGAAACACACUAACUCCGGAAUGACUUCACUCCACAGUUCUGAAUUAACUGGAAUGUGACAUUACUUUAGGGUAUUAGCAUGCUAACACUGGCUAAUGAAAACAAAAAAAUGCUCAUGGCAACUGAGGCAGAUGGAAAUUUCAUUAGUUUUUAUUGCUAAUUAACACAAAUUAAAGCAAUGGCUGAUAUUAUAGGUUUAGCUGAAGCUAGUGGGAAUUGUCAUAAAUUCAGCUUGUUAGCUUGUUAUUAUUUAAUAGAUAGCAGAAAACACACAGCAAAGCUAACAGUCCUCAGCUUAUUGUGUAAACAUGCUAACAUUUGCCAUUUAACAUUAAACAGAGCAUCUAGCUGAGCUGAUGAAAAUGUUGCUAGCUUUAUUAUUAUUAUUAUUAUUUUAUCCUGAAUUUGGUUAAAGUCAUCAGCAUGUUUGCAUCAAGUCUAAUGCUCCAUGCAAAUCCAUCCAGCCAACAAAUGAGGAGCUAUUUCCAACAGACCAGUUCAGAGGACCACACAAGGUUUAAAUCAUUGGUGUUUUACUCUCUGAGGUCAUCUACAACUGUGAGUGAAAGCAUUUUGAACCGUUGCAGCCGAAGUAUACUUUUAUAAUCUGCUGCUAAUUGUCUUAGUCAAUCUAAUCGUAAAGUCUAUAUUUUCUGAGAGACCAUCUUCACUUGUUUUGUCUGACUUUGGGAUUUUAUUACUGCAGAAAGCUCACAAAUACUCACAUUUGAUGAGAACACUUUAUUUUAUUUGACUGGUUGCAUGAAUUAUUUAAAGUUACCAUCCUUCAGUCUGCUGCUUCCACUUCAAUAUUGGAGGAUUUUUGGGGUUAUUCGUGGUUUCUGGAGGACAGUGAUGAUACUUCUAAUAUUUGUGUUGUAUAUUGAUAAUGUAUUUGUGUUUACAUGACUACAUGGGGCUCCUGCGAGUCUGAAAUGUCUUAAUUUAAGGUUGCACUAUAUGUAGACAGAAGAAACGUCAGUUUAGAACACUUUAGCCUUUUUUAAACACUUUAACUGUUGGUUUGUUUUGUAAUGUCGCUGAAGGAAAAGUCGAAACCCACAGCCAAAUAAUUACUCUGCAGCUUCAGUCCAGGGGAUCCAGUUUUUGUUAAAUUAUCCAGUACUAACAGCUGAUCCACGACUGGUAUGGGGCAGGGUUAGCUGCUCAAUAAAGUGUCAAAAAUA